Cetraspora pellucida is the source of this 1866-nucleotide messenger RNA. The record is from the annotation of a GenBank genome assembly. NCBI's taxonomy places the organism in Eukaryota, Fungi, Glomeromycota, Glomeromycetes, Diversisporales, Gigasporaceae.
AUGACAGGACCGGGGCUUGUUACAAUUCCACUACUUUUUCAGACUGCUGGAUGGUUUAUACCACUUCUUGCUUUCAUCAUUGCGAUUUUGUUAAGCGGUGCUGCUUCUCUGCUUUUGUGCGAAUCAUUGAGUGCUCAACCUGAAAACGAAAGAUUCCAGAAAAAGAUUGAAUUUACUCGCCUUGCCUCAACGUUGAUAACUAAUAAAUAUCAACGUCGCUUUAUUCAAUUUGUUCUUUUUGUGACAUUCGAAUCCUUGAUCAUUUCAUCAAUUAUAAUAUCUUCUCAAACAAUGGAUUCUUUGGCGAUCUCGGUGUUUGGGAAAACUUGUGGAAUUGGAAUUUAUCCAACAAAAGGAGUCUUUUGCGUGUCAGAACAAAGUGCCACAGGAAGUCCUUUCGGAGAAAGCUAUAUGCUUUUAACUGUCGGUUACUUUAUUACUUUGGUAACUGUCGUUCCUCUAGGAGUUAUGGAUCUUGUUGAUAAUAUUAAGGUGCAAGUUGUCACUUGGAUUAUCACUUUCAUUGUUCAUGGACUUCAACAAGACCUUGUUCCAUUUAUUGGUAAUGAUCAAAGCCAAGUAGUUGGAACUGUCUUAUACAAUUACGCGUUCAUAACUACUAUACCAAGUUGGGUUAAUGAUACGGAUCAAAAUGUUUCAAUCCGAAAAUCUGUAUUGUACUCUAUUAUUAUAUCCACGAUUUCAUACAUUUUACUGGGUGUUUUGGGAGGGAUGGCAUACACGAUGAGCGCAGCAUCAAACAUUAUUGCAGUGAUUAACAAAUCUAAUGAACGUACGGUGAUUAGUCUUGUUACAACAUACUUGUUUCCUGUAGCUGCGUUGAUAACAAGUGUUCCACGUGUUGCCUUGGAUUAUUAUCCUUCCAUUCCAAACAGGAUUUUGGCUCAAUUCGUUUAUGAAUUGGACGAUGAGACUCAAAAAACUGUUAAAAAUGAUGCCGAUUUGGUUAAAUCAGUAAUAUCAACUCCAGAAAAGCUCCGACGAAAUCCAUCAUCAAUGUCUGAUAUCUCAAUAAAAAGUGUAUUGAUGAUUGAUGAACAUCCACCGUUUCCAAUUGUUGUCAGUCCACCAUCUCCGGGUCUUCGACCACUCGAUAAUCAUAGUCAUGAUAGCAUUCAUCUUACUCCACAUCCGUCAAGUACUCCAAGGCGUAGACGUUCUCGCUCACCAAGUAGAUCACGUAGUCUUUCAAGAAGUAGUUCUAAAAUUGGCGUUGACAGCAUCGAAGUACAUCAAGUGCAUUCGCCUGAUAAGCAUAUUGAUGUUAUUAUAAUAAAUACGGAUGCAUUAUCUAAUAAUCCAAAAUUAGCUGAUUCGCCAACAUUUUUAAGUGUGCCAUCACCUCAUUCUGAAGUUGAAAAUCGUGACCGCGAUUUGUCAUGUUCACCACCAGGUCACAUGACAUCGGUGGCAACUGAAUCUGAUGCUAAAGGGUAUCAUUUAUCGGCUCCACUAUCUCUCGUAGCUCGUACCACCUUUAGCCGUCGAAAAUCCACAUCUCGACUAACGAUCGUGACAACACCAGCAAUUACGAUUAGUGAUGAAUCAUGCGAUAACGAUGUAAAUGAUAAUUUGCAAAACAAUUUAUCAAUUCAUUCCUGCCAUUCUAGUGUAACAUGCCCGCCAUCACCUCUAUCUAUAUAUGAAGAAAAAAUGAGUUCAAUUUUUAACGAAGCAGAACAUGCUAGGUACUUUGAACCGUUUAAAGCUUUCCCAGGAUUAACAUCAACGCAUGGGAUUUUGAUUGCGAAAUUUGGAGGGACAAUGGCUAUUUUAAUGGCUUUUGGAAUCCUUACAUAUGAUUUUGUACAAUUAGGAAUGGGAACUAAUGUAUUUGCUAACUAA